Monodelphis domestica (gray short-tailed opossum) is the source of this 2788-nucleotide messenger RNA. RefSeq names its product NFIL3 like basic leucine zipper (gene NFILZ). The record is from RefSeq and is a predicted model, not a curated record. Gene Ontology annotation, cellular component: nucleus. NCBI's taxonomy places the organism in Eukaryota, Metazoa, Chordata, Mammalia, Didelphimorphia, Didelphidae. Gene Ontology annotation, molecular function: DNA binding; DNA-binding transcription factor activity. Gene Ontology annotation, biological process: circadian rhythm; regulation of DNA-templated transcription.
GGGAAUCAUGGAUCUAGGACUCCUGAGGCUGAUGGAUUUGUCCCAGGGCAAGAACAAGGCCCUUCGGGGAAACCGAGGAAGUAGCUUCGGCCCGGCCACCCGUCGCCAGAGAGAGUUCAUGCCAGAAGAGAAGAAAGACACCACCUAUUGGGAGAAGAGGCGUAAAAACAACGAGGCGGCCAAGAGAUCCCGGGAGAAGAGGCGAUUGAACGACGUGGCCGUGGAAGGACGGCUGGCCGCCCUCAAAGAGGAGAACGCCCUGCUCCGCGCUGAGCUGAUGUCUCUCAAGCUUCACUUUGGCCUGCUGGGCCCCGGCACCCCCCAUACCCUCCAAGCCUUGCUAUGGGGUUGCCCUUGGCUGGCUUCCCGGGCCCCAGACGGGAAACUAGUCCCACCAGAAAGAGGCCCGUUCAGGCCAUGCAGCCCAGACCCCAAGGAGCUGGUGUGCAGGGAUUACCACAGUUCCUACAAGGUGCUGGGUCUCGGUUCCCCAAGGCUUUCUCAUGAGCUCUCCGCUACCUGCCCCCCAGCUUUCUUCAGCUGCCACCUUCUGGAUGAGCACGCCACCCCACUGCCUCUGCUGGAGCCCGGCCCCUUGUGGGCACCAUGGCCACCCCUGCCAGCUGGGCAGGGAAAGAGCUCCGGCCAUUGGGUCUUGGGCAACAAUGUGGCAAAGUCUGGUUCCGGGGCACCAUUGUCUGGACCCCCCUGCCCUCAUCCUGGGGACAGACUCAAGCCCACAGCUCAGUCCAGCCUGCCCCAUAAACUUCGGAUCAAGUCCCGGGCCCUGGCAGGCUGGGAGGACAGUCCUUCCCAUUCCGUCUGAGAUUCUCUGCCUCCCUAAGGGACAGUGGGGGGGCACACGGGACCUGGGAGCAGUGGGGUUGGAAAAGAGAGUAAUGAAAAAUAGAAUUGGGGGGGGGGCGGGAGUCUGGAUGACUCUGAUCGGUGGACCUGGUUGCCAGGGCAAAAAGAGAACCCCCAUAGCCACUCUCCCUUGCCCCCAGAUUUUCCUGGUGCACAAUCAGAUCAUCCCGAUAGCCCCCUCCAGUCUCAAAUCCCGUCCCAUUGAUCAAUUUCCCUCCAGAUGGGUUCCGUCCCAUUGGUGUAGGCACAUCCAGGGAGAAUAAAGAGUCUUAUGGGAAAAGCGUGGCAUAGUAGGAAGGGCAUUUAACUGGAGUUUAUGCAGUUCUAGACUCAAAGCCCAUCCCUGUGCGAUGUGGCCACUUCCUUCUCCAAACCUUCAUGACCUCAUCUGUAAAAUGGGCAUAUUAAUACAUCCACCCUCACAGGAUUACGGUAAACAAGCAGCUGCGAUAAUAAGGGCUGCAAACCUCCAGCUCUUUAGAUCUGAAGCUCUGUGAACCUGAACAAAUACCUAUUUUUGAUCACUGCGUCCCAAUAUAGCUGGCUUUCUUUGUAUUCCCACCCCGUCUCUUUUAUUUUAUGCACUUAAACAUGUGAUUCCAUGAAGAAGUCCGUAGACAUUACCAGCUGGCCAGAGAGCUCACCGGAGACACACAAAAAAAGGUGGAAAAUUCCAGCUAAAUAGAAUGUCAGCUGCUACAGAUAGGGAGGACUCGGGGUCCCAGAGAGAAUUCGCACAGAGCUCCAGAGGAGGGAGGCUGCCGGGGAAGAUGCCAACUACUUUACGGAGUUGUUUGUGGAUGGGAAAUGCCAGGUUGUGAGCCAGAUAAGUGACCCAUAUGCCAGACACUAAAUAAUCUGGACGGCUGUGGAGUGCAGACCCUUCCCUUUUUGGAUUUCUCACCUUUAUAUAGAGUUGGGGGCCAUUGAUACAGAAUAGACUGAGUGCUGGGCCUGGAGUUGGGAAGACCAGAGUUCUAAUCCAGGCUCAGACUCUUCCUGUGUGAUCCUGAGAAAGUCACUUAAUGAUGGCUGCCUGCCUCAGUUUCCUCAUCUGUAAAAUGGACAUUAAUAGCAUCUCCCUCCCAGGUCAAAUGAGAGAAUAAUUUUAAAGCCCUUAGCACAGUGCCUGACACAUUUGUAGCAGCAUUUAGAUAAUAAGAACUAUGUAAAUGUUAGCUGCUGCUGCUGCUGCUAUUAUUAUAUUCCAGGCAGCUACUUUCCCUUUCGGAGCAGACUCCCAUCUUCUAGAAGAUGCCCUCCCCACACCUUCCUGGGAGUCUGCUGAAGUCUCCCUCACCUUUCUCUGGAUCCUCUGGGCUCAGAUAGGACUUCCCUCCCCCCUUCUCUCAAAAUCUCUGAGAACAAAGCUGGCUGGAGGCAAGAAUGAGCUCUGUGUGUUGGGAGGGGAGCCCCUAACACUGAGCUACAAUAGAGAAACAUACUGCCUGUGUUUGUUCUUCGUUCCAGGACUUUGACUGGCCUAGAGGCAGCUAGGUGGCUCAGUAAAUAGAGCUUGGAGUCAGGAAGACAUGAGUUCAAAUCUAGCCUCCAGACACUUAUUAACUAUGUGACCCUGGGUCCAUUCUUUCCCAGGACCCUGUUCUUUUCUCCUUCCACUCCUUCCUCCUUUCUCCAUCUUCUCCCUUAGUGUCUCCUCAACUCUUUGGUUCCUUUCCCUUCUCUGGGUCCACUCUUUCCCAGGACCCCAUCUUUUCUCCUUCCACUCCUUCCUCCUUUCUUCAUCUUCUCCCUUAGUGUCUCCUCAACUCUGUGGCUCCUUUCCCUUCUGCUUGGGUCAGACACUGCUCCCUAGCAGCAUCUCUUGUUAGAAAGUGAGACCCAGCCAUGGCAAUACUGUACGGUGGCCAAUGGCGAAUGACUUGGCAAUUCUUGGCAAUAUGAUGAUCCAAGAUGAUCC